GAAUUCAACAAUGGAUGAUUCAAACAUUUGUAAUCCAGUGGAUUUACCAGAAGGAAUGUUUAUUAUUAAUCCUGGAAGUGAACUUGUACUCUUAAACAAUGAUAAUGAUGAUACUGCAAACAUAGAUCCAAAUUCUGUCCUUCUUCAUACCAGUGAAUCAAGUAAUUGUGAAAUAGAAGGAAACAACGUUGAACAUGGAGUGAACAAUUCAACAAUGGAAAUAGAUUUUUCUACAACAGAUCCUGAUUGGGCUCCACCUGAAAGUAGUGAUUCAGAUGACAAAUCUACUGAUAAUGGAGAUAAUAUUAAAACCGAGAUCCAAAGAGAAGAAGAAAGACAAGUCGAAAAUGAGAUCGAAGAUCCAGCAGAUGAUGACAUUCCCAUAAAGAAACGAUGCAGAUGGCAAAAGGCAGAUCCUUCAACCUGGGCCCGAAAUAAAACCAAAGACAGAAGGAACCUGGGUGACAGUUACAAAGUUAAAGGGAAAUUGUUUCCAGAAAAAAGACCUGUACAAAUUGAUUGUUCCCAAUGCAUGUAUAAAUGUACAGUAAACUUCACUGAAGAUGACAGGUACAAAGCAACCAGUCUGCCAGACUACCCAGUAUGCAAUCAUAAAGAAGGUGCCUUUCAAUGCAGAAAACUUUCCAUGAGAGACAUCCAACACUUCCAUCAUAGGUUUUAUCAGAAGGCAGACAGGCAAUACCAAAAUGAUUUUCUAUUGAAAUACGUUGAUAUAAGAAACAUAAAAAGGAGAAGACGAUUCCAAAAGAAGAAACAAGAUGAAGUGAAAAGCUACAAGACACAAAUGAGAACUACCAAGUACUAUGUUGCAAAUAUGAAUAGGGAAAAAGUGCCUGUGUGCUUACAGACUUUAUGUGGGAUCCUGGGCAUUUCAAGAUUUCGUAUCAACAACAUCACCAAGCAGUACCAUGAAGAAGGAAUUUUACAGGAAAAAAGAGGUGGAUUCAAGAGAGCUGCUGAAUUUGCUCCUAGAAAAAACUGUUCCUCGGACAGACGUAUGCUCAACUUGAGUUUAACAGAAAAAAUUAAAAAUGAAAAAGACCAGGAAAAGAAAAGCGGUUUAAUGAUCGAAAUGCGAGUAUACAAGCUUAGAGCUAAAGCAUUCUACCAAAAAUUACAGGACACGACUCAAGACUUAUUAAUUUUAUCAUUUGACUGCCAAAAGAAUUUACCUAUUCCGAAGCUACCUGAUCAGUCUACUUUCUACAGUCGCCAAAUUUAUGUGCAGAACUUCACCUUAGUAAAAGGCAAUAGUAAAUCAACUCUAGACCAUAACAGUGUAAGUGCCUACGUUUGGACUGAAAAUCAAUAUGACCGAGAUUCGAACAUGAUUGCAUCUUGUGUUUAUGUCACUCUAAAGAAUACUAACAUGACACCAUACAAAAACGUUCGUUUAAUAUCAGACGGUUGUGGCGGCCAAAAUAAAAAUUCAAUCUUCGUAGGGAUGUGUUCGUUUUGGCUGGCCGAUGAAGCACCUGAACAUAUUGAGGAACUAGAAAUAGUAUACCCAGUGACGGGUCACAGCUUUUUGCCAAGUGAUAGGGUAUUUGGCCUCAUAGAAAAAAAACUGAAGAAAAGAGAAGUAAUAGCAACUCGAGAGGAAAUUAACGAAUUGAUUUCUGAACAUGCUACAGUAAAAAAAGUUGGGGUAGACUGUGAAGUAUCUGAUUUCCGUACAACAGCCAGAAAUAACAUGAAGGGAACAAAACAUUUCCAUUUCAAAAUAUCAAAAUGCAAACAGAUAUGGACUGUGGCGACUGGCGACGAACAAAACUACACUGUUCAGGACUCCUCCCCAAUACCCAGAAUGAUGCUUGUGAAUGGUGAUUGGGAGUCAUACUCUCCAGGCCUUCUCAGAACCCCUCGAGCCAAGGUUCUUGUGGAUGAGGCUUCUCAUUCACCAAUAGCCUCAACAUCGGCUCUUCCGAAACCAACUAUUACACCAGAGGAAGAGAAGGGGGUGAUACAGAGGUCAACGCCCAUUUCAAAAAAUAGAUCAACCAGAUACCUUCACAAUAGAAGAAGGCCUGUUUCAAAAGAGAGCGAAGAUGUAGCUCUAGUUUCAUGUAAAAUUAAAAACCUACAGGCUGCAGAGGAGCAGGCAAGAAAAGAGCACGAAGUAACUAUGGAAUGUCUGCUAAUGCAGAAAGAGCAGGAGAGAGAGAAGCUGGUUCAGAAGCAGGAGAAAACAAAACUGGAACGGGAGAAAACUGAAGAAGAAGUGAUCACUGAACCAACUACCAUUCAAAAUGGCUUCUACCCAGAUUCUGGUUCAGGCAGCUUCGAAUGUAGACAAAUCAAAUGA
This is a messenger RNA of Nilaparvata lugens (brown planthopper), 2326 nucleotides long. RefSeq lists its product as uncharacterized. Lineage: Eukaryota; Metazoa; Arthropoda; Insecta; Hemiptera; Delphacidae. The record is from RefSeq and is a predicted model, not a curated record. The transcript is spliced from 11 exons. The coding region runs from base 11 to 2326 and encodes 771 amino acids.